This is a messenger RNA of Thlaspi arvense, 1704 nucleotides long. Lineage: Eukaryota; Viridiplantae; Streptophyta; Magnoliopsida; Brassicales; Brassicaceae. The record is from the annotation of a GenBank genome assembly.
AUGCCCCUCUUUAACACAUCUUGUUUCCAUCAUAGGAGACCUUCACUGAUUAAAACCAUGAAGGAGUCUUAUUUGCCAGAACUAAAUGAAAUGUACCUAAAAAUUGCUGGCAAGUUGCAGCAGGAUAAGCUGGGUUCCUAUGAGAAGCAAAUAAUUAAUUUUCUCAACUCAAAUAGACCAAGGAAGCCUGGUGCUUCGCUGCAGCAAGGGCAACAACUUCCCCAAUCUCAUUUGCAUCCCAUGCAGCAAUCACAGCAGCCUCAGUCCCAAAUUACUUCAGUGCAACCCCAUGAAAAUCAAAUGAACCCUCAGCUGCAAUCAAUGAACUUACAGGGUUCUGUAGCAACAAUGCCGCAGAACAAUGUUGCUGGUCUGCAGCAUAAUUCAUUGUCUUCUUUAUCAGGGGUUCCAAAUGCGUCACAGAGCAUGAUCAAUUCAAUACAGCCUACUUCCAAUAUGGAUUCAGGCCAGGGAAAUGCACAAAAUGCAUUACAGCAAGCUGCUGUGGGAUCUCUACAACAAAAUCCUGUUAGUGCCCCCCAACAGAUGAGACAGCAGAUGGCUGUAAAAUCAGGAGGUUUUCCGCAACAUCAUUCAGUGGGUCAGCGUGCAGCAUAUCAUGGCCAGCAGUUGAAGUCUGGAGCACAAUUCCCUAUCUCUUCACCUCAACUCCUCCAGGCAGCAUCUCCCCAAAUGCCUCAGCAUCCUUCUCCACAAAUUGACCAGCAAAAUCUGCUUACAUCUCUUACAAAAGCUGGAACACCGUUGCAACCAGCAAGUUCACCUUUUGUUGUACCAUCUCCUGCAACUCCUCUGACCGCUCCAUCUCCAAUACCGGGGGAGUCGGAGAAAGUUAAUUCUGCCUCACCCUUGCUUGCAGAAUUCACUGGUACUGAUGGAAAUCAUGCUAAUGUCUCAACAGGUGUUUCUGGCAAGUCUAGUGUUACAGAGCAGCCUCUUGAACGCUUAAUUAAAGCGGUACAGUCAAUGUCACCCAAAGCACUGUCUGCCUCAGUUGGUGACAUUGGCUCUGUUGUUAGUAUGAUUGAUAGGAUAGCAGGAUCUGCACCAGAUGGGAACAGUGGGACCAGGAAGAUGAGGCGCUACACAAAUGCAAUGCCCUUAAACGUUGUAUCAUCUGGUGGCAGUGCAAAUGACAGUUUCAGGCAUUUGACUGGUUCAGAGACAUCUGACUUAGAGUCAACUGCUACAUCCAAAAUCAAGAGGCCUAGACUGGAGGCUAACCAUGCACUUCUGGAAGAAAUAAGGGAGAUAAAUCUGCGACUUAUUGAUACAGUAGUAGAUAUAAGUAAUGAAGAUGUUGAUCCAACUGCUGUAGUAGCUGCUGCUGCAGCGAGGGCGGCGAAGGAACUAUUGUCAAGUGCUCUUUUGGUGCUGUUGCUCUCAUCACCAAUUCAGCCCUUACGGUUGCUUGUUCCUGCGAAUUAUCCACAUUGCUCUCCGAUACUGUUGGAUAAGUUUCCAAUUGAAGUUAGCAAGGAGCAUGAGGAUUUAUCAGUGAAGGCGAAAUCAAAGUUCAGCACCUCUCUCCGUAACCUAUCACAACCCAUGAAACUCGAGGAUAUAGCAAGGACUUGGGAUGUCUGUGCCCGUGCUGUGAUUUCUGAAUAUGCACAACAGAGUGGUGGAGGAAGCUUUAGCUCAAAAUAUGGAACGUGGGAAAACUGCUUAAGCGCUGCUUGA